Messenger RNA from Temnothorax curvispinosus, 1529 nucleotides. It is a transcript of the gene hgo, whose product is annotated as homogentisate 1,2-dioxygenase. The transcript has 8 exons. NCBI's taxonomy places the organism in Eukaryota, Metazoa, Arthropoda, Insecta, Hymenoptera, Formicidae. The record is from RefSeq and is a predicted model, not a curated record. Gene Ontology annotation, cellular component: cytoplasm. Gene Ontology annotation, molecular function: homogentisate 1,2-dioxygenase activity. The coding region runs from base 88 to 1434 and encodes 448 amino acids. Gene Ontology annotation, biological process: L-phenylalanine catabolic process.
UAAAACAGGGGAGUGCCGCGGAAAUUUCUGUAUUUUACACCAGGAAAAGAAACGCCCGUGUCUCCGGAGAAAAGGAUCGCUGGCGACAUGAAGGACGAGCUCAAGUAUCUUACGGGAUUCGGCUGUGAGUUCUCCAGCGAGGAUGAGCGUUGUCCGGGAGCACUACCCAUUGGGCAGAAUAACCCGCAGAAGUGUCCAUACGGUCUUUAUGCCGAACAAUUGUCGGGCACAGCGUUCACUGCUCCGCGUGGACAAAAUAAAAGAUCAUGGUUCUAUCGAAUAAGACCAUCCGUUGUUCACAGCCCGUUCAAACCUUUCAUUAAAAUUCAUGGAGCCGAAUCUUAUGUAAAAAACGAUUGGAACGAUACUCAUCCUAAUCCUAACCAGUUAAGAUGGAAGACCUUUGACGUCCCGACUCGACGAGAUCCCGAAGUCGACUUUAUCGAGGGUCUUCACACUCUCUGCGGUGCCGGCGAUCCCAAGAUACGCCAGGGCGUUGCGGUACACGUGUAUUUAUGCAACGCUUCCAUGAAGGAUAGGGCUUUCUACAACGCUGAUGGCGAUUUUCUCAUCGUGCCACAGUUGGGCGAUCUGCAGAUUGUCACCGAGUUCGGCAAGAUGCGAUGCGAGCCGAACGAGAUAUGCGUCAUUCAGCAAGGUAUGCGAUUCUCCGUGACCGUCUUUGGCCCGUCCAGGGGUUAUAUCCUCGAGGUCUUCGACAAUCAUUUUCAGCUGCCCGAAUUGGGACCAAUAGGGGCGAACGGUUUGGCGAGCCCGAGAGACUUUCAGACACCGGUGGCUUGGUACGAUGAUCGCGAGAUCGAUUACGAGAUCAUAUGUAAAUAUCAGGGAAAGCUGUUCGUGGCCAAUCAAGGUCACAGUCCCUUUGACGUCGUCGCAUGGCACGGUAAUUACGUACCGUACAAAUACGAUCUCAAUAGGUUCAUGGUCAUCAAUUCCGUUUCCUUUGAUCACUGCGAUCCUUCCAUCUUCACCGUGUUGACGUGCCCCACUAACAAGCCUGGAACCGCCGCGGCCGACUUUGUUAUCUUUCCACCCCGAUGGUCCGUACAGGAGCACACUUUCCGACCCCCUUAUUAUCAUCGAAACUGCAUGAGCGAAUUUAUGGGAUUAAUAAAGGGCCGCUACGAGGCAAAGGAGGAUGGUUUUUCUGCCGGUGGUGCAUCGCUACAUUCCAUUAUGACUCCGCACGGUCCCGAUAAACAAUGCUUCGAGGCUGCGUCCAAUAGCGAGCUGGUGCCAGAACGGAUCGCUGACGAUACACAGGCCUUUAUGUUCGAGACCUCGUAUAGCAUGGCCGUGACAGAAUGGGCCAGUAAGCUUUGCAAUAAGCUGGACGACGACUACUACAAAUGCUGGCAGGGUCUACAAAAGCAUUUCGAUCUCACUGAUAAGCAGGCCAAAAUUGCUUAACAAGUAUGUUGAACAACAUAUCCACGUCUCUAUCUUAACGUAUUCACGAGGGAGACACUGUUGUCAGCUCUUAAAAUAAAUUUUUUACAUCUCUU